GAGUGCGGUAGUGUUGUGUUGAAGCAGUGACGCCGUUUGUUGUUUAGUGUGAUCGUUUUGUUGUUUUCCUGCUCUGCUAGCUAAACCAACUUGCUGCAGCAAACGUGUGCUGUCGCUGUGCUGUGCAUCGUAUUUCAUUCGCUGUAGAGACUUCCAAUUCAGCCGUUUUUGUUUUUGGUUGGUGGCUUAGUUUAGAUCGAGUUCUUCGCCAGUCAGUGAGGAGAAGUUUCCUUUCACCUAUUUGUUCGUCAGCGUAUUUGAUUUUACAACUUGCAAAGCAGUCUGCUACGAGGGGAUUAUCAACGUGAGAGCUGAUUAGAGUGUUGAAAGGCUGUACUGUGCAUUCUACUGAGUGUGGUUCAAUUAGGACACGUUGUGCUAACAAACAAAAUCGCAGGAUCUUUCUGGCAAAGCAAGAUUUAGGAAUCAUCCCCCGGGCCUAGCAAAGGCUACCGCUUUCCCGCGCGAUGGGAUGCGACUGUGAAUCAUGCAUAGCAAAAUCGCUACUAUCACUGUUCAAUUUUGUGUUCUUCGUUCUCGGAUCCAUCGUUCUUGGCGUAGGAAUAUGGCUGGCUGCGGACAAAUCAUCAUUCAUAGCACUACUGAAAAUGGUUGAAACUGACCAGUUGGAGCACUUCACGCAACCGGCUGUGAUAGAACAGCUGGCAUAUUUGCUGAUUGUGAUUGGAGCGGUGAUGUUUUUCCUCAGCUUCCUCGGAUACUGCGGAGCGUUGCGCGAAAGUCAGUGCCUUUUGACUACGUAUGGCUUGUUCCUGCUGGUGAUAUUGAUACUAGAGGUAACGGCCUGCGGCCUAGCGGUGGCAUACAAGGACCGCGCCAAGACGGAGACCAAGAACUACCUUCAGACCACCAUUUCCAAGUACUACUCGAGCAACGACCGCAACCAAUCCGACGCCGUAACGCUAAUGUGGAAUUAUCUGAUGUCCGAGAUGCACUGCUGCGGGGUAGAGGACUAUCGGGACUUUAGUCUGUCGGACAAGUGGAACGAGAGCAAGGGCAACCGGGUUGUACCGGAGGCAUGCUGCAUACAAUCGGCCUUGUUCGAGCCUCAGGACAAAAACUGUCCCGUCUCGCCGUCGGACAGUAACAGCUACUACAAGCAGGGUUGUUACAACGCAUUAAUCGACUGGAUCAUGUACAACCGGAAUCUGGUUAUCAUCGUGGCCAUUGGGGUAGGACUGGUGCAACUCGUUGCGAUAUUCCUGGCAUUUUGCCUCUGUAAAUCGAUUGAAAAAUAUCGGGGAAUGCGACUAUAAGAAGCGUUUAGAGUAGACGUAGAAUCAAAACACGGACAAAAAUUUUCAACCAAACACAAUUCUCGAAUACCGUUAGAGACAUAAAUGCAUCGCAGAAAAAAUCACACAACGUUCAAAAGAUUUAAAACAUUAGAUCGGUAAGAAAGAGAAAAGCAAAACGUUUCGAUCGGUAAAUGUUGAUCGAACGCACAAGUGCACUUUAGGCCGAAGACAGAGCCAUCGUUAAGACGAUCGGUACAAAUACUUGAGACAGUCAUUCACAAACCUAGAGGAUAAGUUUCGACGGAAGUGACUGAACGCUUCCCAUUUUGGAAGAAAUUUACGUUUUAAUUCGCCUAAAAUGCUUUAAAGUCUGUAAAAAAAGCAGUAAACUUGUUUUUAUGUUCAUGCUUUAUUGACCAAUAAUACAUAAGUUGUGAAAUAUGACUUCGACUAUUCGAUCUUACAGUUACGACAAUCGAUUGUUUUUUGUUUAUCUGUUAAGGAAAUAAAUACAAUAAUUUAAUAAGAUU
Sabethes cyaneus is the source of this 1789-nucleotide messenger RNA. Its product is annotated as tetraspanin-18. The record is from RefSeq and is a predicted model, not a curated record. The transcript is spliced from 8 exons. Gene Ontology annotation, cellular component: membrane. Bases 468 to 1277 code for a protein of 269 amino acids. NCBI's taxonomy places the organism in Eukaryota, Metazoa, Arthropoda, Insecta, Diptera, Culicidae.